Molecule: messenger RNA, 522 nt
Organism: Macrosiphum euphorbiae (potato aphid)
Lineage: Eukaryota; Metazoa; Arthropoda; Insecta; Hemiptera; Aphididae
Source: the annotation of a GenBank genome assembly
AUGUUAUCGAAACUUAUGCACGAGCAUAGUCAAAAUUGGAAUGAGUAUUUGUAUCAAAUACAGUUCGCUGUAAAUAAUACGUUUGUUAGAUCGAUACAGAAUACACCUAGUAAAUUGUUAUUUGGUAUUGAUCAAAUAGGAGAGCCAACAGAUUAUGUUAGAUUAUACUUACAAGCGCUUAAUGAAUCUGAAAAUGAUCAACGUAAUUUUGAUAAAAUUAGGCAGAAUGCUCAGGAAAACAUACGUGUAGGACAACUAAAUAAUAAAGCUUACUAUGAUUCGACUAAACGACCGGCCACGCAGUAUUCUGUUGGCGAAUAUAUCAUGAUUAAAAAUGUUGAUACUACACCGAAUAUUUGCAAAAAAUUAUUGCCUAAAUUCAAAGGUCCAUAUAAAAUAGAUAAAGUCCUCCCUCAUGACCGAUAUAUUGUUUCUGAUAUUGAAGGGCACCAGGUAACCCAAAUACCUCUGAAUACAGUUGUCGCUGCGAGAGACAUUAAACAUUGGGUUAAACAGUAUUAA